This is a messenger RNA of Sciurus carolinensis (gray squirrel), 3235 nucleotides long. RefSeq names its product tripartite motif containing 45 (gene Trim45). The coding region runs from base 585 to 2327 and encodes 580 amino acids. Gene Ontology annotation, cellular component: nucleoplasm; chromatin. Gene Ontology annotation, biological process: positive regulation of DNA-templated transcription. The record is from RefSeq and is a predicted model, not a curated record. The transcript is spliced from 6 exons. Gene Ontology annotation, molecular function: ubiquitin-protein transferase activity; protein binding; zinc ion binding. NCBI's taxonomy places the organism in Eukaryota, Metazoa, Chordata, Mammalia, Rodentia, Sciuridae.
UUGGAGUUCCCGGAGUCGACAGGGACUGGGAUUGGUGCGAGGACCGGCACUAGCUUUCGGGUAUCCUGGGCCAAAGCGCGGGGAGGUGGUCACCCAGGAGCUGGUGUGGACUCACGGCUCCCUCAACCCGCCACACGCCCUCGCAGAGGAAAGGAGCCAGGAUCUUCUACCUCAUUGCGCGGCGGCGGGGGUGGCGCUUGUCGCGUGUUGGGGCGGGACCAGUGGGGCGGGCUGCUGGGGGCGAGUGGCCAUGGAGGGAGUGAGAUACAGGGGUCUAGGAGGUGGCAUCGAGACCUAGACCUAGAAGUGCAACAGGGGAGGAAUUGGGAAACCGGUGGCUGUGGGUGUGUCUGGCAUGGGAUGUCAUGGAAAGGAGGGGGCCCAACCACAAAUCCUGAGUAGAUUUGUGGAUGUUUUCUUGGAGGUGCCCUGUACCUCCCGUUUGCUCAUUUAUUUGCCAACAGGAGAGUCCCCAUGGUCUCUGUUCAAGUUCUGGGAACUUUCUCGUUGGGUGGGUUUAAUCAGCCACACUAUUAUAGAACUGCCCGGGGUCUUUUCUGAUACUGGGCACAAACCUUGGGAAUAUGUCAGAAAACAGGAAGCCACUUGUGGGCUUCGUGCACAAACUCCCCAAUGGGACUGCACCUGGGAACUCAGGCAAGACUCACUGCCCUUCGUGCAUGGGGCUUUUCAAAGCUCCCAGGCUCUUGCCUUGUUUGCACACGGUUUGCACCACGUGUCUGGAACAGCUGGAACCCUUCUCAAUAGUGGACAUGCGAGGGGGAGACUCUGACACAAGCUCUGAGGGGUCAAUAUUCCAGGAACUCAAGCCACGAAGUCAGCAGCCACAGAUCGGCAUCCUCUGUCCGGUAUGUGAUGCACAAGUGGACCUGCCUGCAGGUGGAGUGAAGGCUUUAACCAUAGACCACCUGGCAAUGAAUGAUGUCAUGCUGGAGAAUCUUCGAGGGGAAGGCCAGGGACUGGUGUGUGACCUAUGCAGCGACAGGGAAGUGGAGAAGAGGUGUCAGACCUGCAAAGCCAAUCUCUGCCACUUCUGCUGCCAGGCUCAUAGGCGGCAGAAGAAAACAACUUAUCAUACUAUGGUGGACCUCAAAGAUCUGAAAGGUUGCAGUCGGAUUGGAAAGCCCAUCCUGUGUCCUGCUCACCCUGCAGAGGAGCUGAGGCUGUUUUGUGAACUCUGUGACCGGCCUGUGUGCCGGGAUUGUGUGGUGGGGGAGCACCGGGAGCACCCCUACGACUUCACCAGCAAUGUCAUCCACAAGCAUGGGGACUCCGUGCGGGAGCUCCUCAGAGGCACCCAGCCCCGUGUGGAGGCCCUGGAGGAAGCCCUGGCUCAGAUCAAAAAGAUGAACAGUACUCUCCAGGAGCGAGUGGAAGUAGUGGCAGCCGAUGUGCGAAAGUUCUCUGAGGGCUACAUCAAGGCCAUUGAGGAGCACCAGGACAAGCUGCUGAAACAACUGGAAGACAUACGGGUCCAGAAGGAAAACUUCCUGCAGCUACAGAAAGCACAGCUGGAACAGCUGCUGGCAGACAUGCGGACUGGAGUGGAGUUCACUGAGCACUUGCUGACCAGCGGCUCGGACUUGGAGAUCCUUAUCACCAAGGGGGUGGUAGUAGAACGGCUCAGGAAACUGAACAAAGUUGAAUGUAGCAUCCGACCUGGAGUAAACGAUAAAAUAAGCUUCUCUCCUCAGGAGAAAGCAGGCCAGUGCCGUGGCUACGAAGUAUAUGGGGCCAUUAAUACCAAAGAGGUGGAUCCAGCCAAAUGUGUCCUUCAAGGAGAAGAUCUCCACAGAGCUCGAGAGAAACAGACAACCUCUUUCACCGUACUUUGUAAGGAUGCGGCAGGAGAGAGCAUGGGCAGGGGAGGAGACAAUGUCCAUGUUGCAGUUCUCCCUAAAGAUAAGAAAGACAGUCCAGUCAGGACAAUGGUCCAAGAUAACAAGGAUGGAACAUACUACGUUUCCUACACCCCCAAGGAACCUGGACUCUACACUGUGUGGGUCUGCAUCAAAAAGCAGCAUGUGCAGGGCUCGCCAUUCACUGUGACCGUGAGAAGAAAGCACCGCCCACACCUAGGUGUGUUUCACUGCUGCACCUUCUGUUCUAGUGGAGGCCAGAAGACUGCACGCUGUGCCUGUGGAGGCACCAUGCCAGGUGGGUACCUAGGCUGUGGCCAUGGGCACAAAGGCCACCCUGGUCGUCCCCACUGGUCUUGCUGUGGGAAGUUGACUGAGAAAUCUGAAUGCACAUACACAGGUGGGCAGAGCACCCCGAGGAGUCUACUUAGGACUGUGGCACUCUGAUGGCUUCCUGGCAGCCUGGUAAAACUGCAGACGGCUUGACUUCAGAUUUCCAGAGGAUUCCAAAGCUCCGUUAAUUCUGAAGAGACUGAUAGAAUUAAAAACAAAGUGCCUUAUCUUAUGUUACAGUUGAAGUGCUUAUUUGUAAGUUACUUGCUGAUUGUACUUGUGAAUGGUUGACUGUGUUUCUCUUUUAAGGUAGGUUGGCGUGUUCUUUCUGUUUUGUGCAGAUAUGGAAGUAUCUAUGCCCUUGGAACUUAGAAAUCAUGGAGUGGGGAAUAACUUAGCUCCUUACUUUCUGAUAUAGAAUAACCUUUUUAAUUUUUCCCUGAGCUAUGUUAUUUAGACAUUUCCCUCAGAAUAUAAAAACCUCCCUCCAUUUUAUCCACUGUUUCUUAGCACACUUUCAGUGGAUUCACUGGUACGUAUUUUGUGACCAUUAUAAUGUAUCCUUGCUGUUUGGGCAGGUGUCUCCCUCCUAUCCUCUCUGGACCAUGUCCACCUACUGCCCCUGAACCUGAAAGAUUGCUCUUUGGAAUAGAGUAUACUAGAGUAUACAAGUAGAAAAUUAAUACAAGGGUGUUGAAAUACAUCUCACAUAUCUAUUGCAGUUCUGUUGAUGCCAGGUGGUCUAGAUGCCAUCAUCCCUUCACAUCACUUUGAUAUUUAGAGAAUAAUUUGCUUGUGUGUAUAUACCUAGAAACUUACCUGAAAACUUUGUUUCUUACAAGGUGCCUUAUUAGCUGCUAGAGAAUUCUGGGGAGAGGAAAUAGCUCUGGUGCCUCAGCCCUGCCAAGCAUUUCUCUGUUUAUGUUUUGUGUGUUCUUCUGGGACUCUCAGUUUCUUCCAUAGCAGUAAACUCAGAAUAUAUUAAAUAAAAUUAUUGAAAUCUGCAUUGUAAGAUUCCUUAA